AUGGCAGAGGCAGUACUCAUUUCAAACCUCACACAGGAAUGGGUGGAGAGUCUGCGGAGGUGGCAUCUAGAAUAUUUUUUCAUCCCUACCACGGUCAUCACUUUGGCCUCCUUUCUAGCCAACCCUGUUCUCCUGGCAUGCAUCUUUCUGUCCCGUGCUUUGCGUCAGGAGACACGUUACCUGCUGGUGGCCAACACCCUAACGGCAGACAUGCUCUUCCUCGUCCUCAACCUGGCCACAGUGAUCUGUAAUGCUGCACAAGCUCAAAUGCCCUGGCUGGUUUGUGAGCUGCUCACUGCUGUCUCUGUCAGCGCCUACUGCUGUGCCAUCCUCACGGUCACCCUCAUGGUGGCAGACACAUACGCUGCGGUUCGUUGGCCCCUCCAUUACCAUGACAUUCUUCCACCUGCCCGCACCCACCGCAUACUGGUGGGAGUGUGGGUGCUGUCCGCCGUAUACCCUUUCACACUGUUGAUAAUGAUGGAGGCGGGGAGUGAAAACCCCCAUGAAAAGAUGGCCGUGUGCCUGGUCCUCAUCUCCCUCGGCUUCAUCAAGAACAUGACAGGGAUCCACAUCUACUUCUUUGUAACUGCACUCAUCUGUACUGUGCUCAUUUUGUACUGCUACGUUCGGCUCUACAUGGUAACAAGGACCCAGGGCAUCUGGCAGAGCCGCUUCUCCAGGGCCCGGGUCACACUGCUUGUUCACGGGGUUCUGCUCCUGCUCUACUUUACCCCUGGCUUUGUUUUCAUACUGGAGCUCGCUCUUUUCCAGAGGAAAGACAUAAGUCAAGAUGCUCGAGUUUGGAUUAACACGAUCAAUAUGUGUGUUUUCAUGGUGCUACCUAGGGCAUUUGCUCCAUACCUGUAUGGGCUGAGGUACCGGGAGCUCUCUGAUACUCUAAUGCAGCUGCUGCACCAGCACAGGAGACUCAGCCAGAUCACAGUUUGA
Micropterus dolomieu (smallmouth bass) is the source of this 951-nucleotide messenger RNA. RefSeq names its product probable G-protein coupled receptor 148. NCBI's taxonomy places the organism in Eukaryota, Metazoa, Chordata, Actinopteri, Centrarchiformes, Centrarchidae. Gene Ontology annotation, biological process: G protein-coupled receptor signaling pathway. The transcript has a single exon. Gene Ontology annotation, cellular component: membrane. Gene Ontology annotation, molecular function: G protein-coupled receptor activity. The coding region runs from base 1 to 951 and encodes 316 amino acids. The record is from RefSeq and is a predicted model, not a curated record.